This is a messenger RNA of Mytilus trossulus (common blue mussel), 2157 nucleotides long. RefSeq lists its product as uncharacterized. NCBI's taxonomy places the organism in Eukaryota, Metazoa, Mollusca, Bivalvia, Mytilida, Mytilidae. Gene Ontology annotation, cellular component: membrane. Bases 188 to 649 code for a protein of 153 amino acids. The record is from RefSeq and is a predicted model, not a curated record. The transcript has 3 exons.
GUAAAUAACAGGUAAAUCUUCAAAUACAUCAAUACACUAUUAUCUUGAAGAUGACCCUGAAUUACGUGUUUUUAAAAUAUUUUAAAAACGUACAAAUAAAGUUAUUUCUGAAUUGGACCGUUACCUACGCAUAUCUUCAUCGUUGAUGUAAAAGUAAAUAAAACCACCGUUUGUUUAGCGAUAGGAAAUGUCGAGUCUAGAACAUUCCAACCCUGCAACCAUAACACACGAAGAGGUCCAUGUAAAUAUAGACAAAUCAUCAAAUGGACCAGCUGUGAUUAAAACCCAGCCAACAGUUGGCUAUAGCUCGUCUGGUGUUAUCAUAUCAGAACAAUCGGGGAGUAACGUUGUAACUCAAGGAAAACCUGAUGGAAAACGAAAACCAAAGGACUAUGUGGUCACCUCAUGUUGUGUUAUCAUGCUAUGCAAUUUCAUAUUUGGAUUUCUGGGAUAUCAUUAUGGAGUCAAAGCAAACCAUGCAUGGCAGCUUGGAGAUGAAGUUGCUUCAAAACAUCACGCAAAGAAAGCCAUGAUUUUUGUGAUAGUUGGAAUACUUGCUGGACUAGCCACAUAUGCCUUGGCUUUUAGUUUAUAUUUUACACUGAAAGGUGAUACCCACGAAGUACACAAUUCAGGGAUGGCAGGAUGAACAUAGACAACGAAGUUCAUUACAAUUUGAACUCCCCAAUGCAUAAUACUCAGAUUCCCACCAAGAACGUUUUCAGCUAGCAUAGUAUUAAUCAAAAUCAAAAUGAUCAAAACCAUUCAUUAAAUAAAAUAGUGUAGAAUGGAUAAAAAUGCAGCAAAACUGAGUAAAAUCACAAACAUACCGAACACCGAGGAAAAUUCAUUACGAAAAUCUCUUAUCAAACAUAUGUCAAAUGGCAUAAUCAAAAGCUCAAACACAUCAAACGAAUAACAAAUUAUUAAAAAAAUAGCUAUGGUAGAAACUUGAAACACUCAUUUAAGAAACUUAUGUUGGAAAUGGUAAAUAUAAACUUCUUAUCUUUAUUUCGUAAAUGAAAUUGAUGGUGUUUUUUUUUUUUUUAAUAAAUUUCAUUUCACACCUCCUAGAUUGGUUUCAAGUUCAUUUAAGAAUUAUGAUAUUUUAGUUUUUUGUUUUUGAAAUUCAUCAUCUACAACUGGUCUCUUUAUUCUUUUCGCCAUUCGAUAGACCAUGAAGUUGUUUGUUUAUCUGAUUUUUAAUAGACCCUUUUAUCUUCUUAUAUUGGAAUCAUUAUUUCAAAAGAAGUUACAAAUGUGUGUUUUAAACUUUAUAAAGAAUUAAUCAUGUAUACUACAAUAAACGAAUGAUUUGUAUAGUUAUACAAAUCUUUAGAUAAAGCUUCUUUCCCUGUUCAACAUAAGGUCAACACAAAAUCCUUGUAUAAUAUAUGGAUAACGAAUCUCAUGUGUUUUUCUGUUUUUCUGUUUAUCAAAUAUUUUAUAAUGUUAUUGUUUUUAUUAUAAUUUGAUAAGUUUUAUUGGAAACAUUCCAAGUCUUUUUAUAUUUUAUUCAUUGAUUGGUAUUUAUAUUUUAAUCAGAUAAUACACAAUGACUUAUAGUCACAGAUAAGUUAUUGGCAUUACACAGAUUUGUGACUUGCAAAUAACAAUUGAAUCAUAUUAUACAUUGUUAUAUCAUUUGUCCCAUUAUUGUUUAUUGAAUGUCUUGUCAAAUAUUCCAUGUGCCAAGUUGUUGUCAUAUAGGUGCAAUUAUAUGUAAAUGUUAAUGUUCAUAAUGAAUUCCAUAUUUAAAAUAAAUAAUAGACCGAGAUGUCAUAUACUGAUUGUAUAAUGAAUAUGAAAAAGUGAGGAAGAAGAAUUUCAGAGAAAAAAAAAUCCCAAUUUUUAUUUAUCAUUUUUAUAACUAUAUAUUUUUUUUAAGCCAGUUACUUCUAUCAACUUUUUCUUCAGUUCAAUAGAAUUAUUACUUUUUAUAUAAAAUAUGAUACAUUUGUCUCUUUAAAUUAAUAAUUCAAUUUCACACUACAAAACUUAAUAGACAGAUUAACUGCUAGACUAGUAAAAAGUUGCAAAUACUUGAAUAUUUGAUUAUGUUCAUGUGAUGGGUACAAAUAUAAAACGUCUUCAAUUAGUAAUAUAAAUAAAUAUGUUUUACAAAAGGAAUAAUUUAAAAAGAUUUGAACAGAAUGU